AUGAAGCCUGACCCUAAUAUCGAAUGGGAGUCUGCCUAUUUGUACAAUGCCACGGCAAUAGUAGUCGAUACCUACGUUUUUAUGCUUUAUCGCGCCCAGAAUCGUGCCAAGGUAUCUUCAAUAGGCAUAGCUUGGUCGAUUGAUGGGGUUAGUUUUUGUAAACAUAAAAACCCCAUAUUAACGGCAACGGAGAUUUACGAGCAAGGUGGGGGAGUUGAAGAUCCUAGAAUUGUGCGUGAUCCCAUACUGAAAUUGUUCAUUGUGACGUAUACUGCUUACGAUUUGAAGACUGCUCGUUUAUGUGUUGGUACUAGUGAAGAUCUUUUCCAUUGGCGGAAAUAUGGACCCAUUGUACCGCUGAUAUGGAAUGAUAUUGCCAUCACCAGCAACGGAGACAGAAUUAUUCGCAGCAAUUGGUCCAAAUCUGGUGCUAUAUUCAACGAGAAAAACAAGGAUGGAAAGUACUACAUGAUAUGGGGUGACUCGCAAUUACAUCUUGCAGAAUCCCAGGAUCUAAAGCACUGGAAGGUAACCAGUGACUCCAUAAAUACAAAUACUUGGGCAAAACAAAUUUUCCAUCGAGAAAACAAGUUGAUUGAAAGUGGACCUGCGCCAAUAAAAAUGGCCGGCGCUGAGAAUAAAUGGAUUUUCUUUUACAAUGCAGCUACAACAGGCGGCAAAGAUUUGCCAAAGGAUACAUACACAGUGAACGAAAUGCUUAUUGACUAUGAUGACUUAAAACUGGGACCGUUGGCUAGACUAGAGAGACCGAUUCUAAAGCCAGAGCUAGCUAACGAACUCAAAGGUCAAGUAAACCACGUUGUGUUUUGUGAAGGAAUCGUACAAUUCAAAAAUCAAUGGUUCUUAUAUUACGGCCAAGGAGACUCAGAAUUGGGCGUUGCCAUGGCGCCUGUAACGUGA
Molecule: messenger RNA, 921 nt
Organism: Lodderomyces oxycetoniae
Lineage: Eukaryota; Fungi; Ascomycota; Pichiomycetes; Serinales; Debaryomycetaceae
Exons: 1
Coding region: 1-921 (306 amino acids)
Source: RefSeq, a predicted model, not a curated record